Molecule: messenger RNA, 2805 nt
Organism: Cladocopium goreaui
Lineage: Eukaryota; Dinophyceae; Suessiales; Symbiodiniaceae
Source: the annotation of a GenBank genome assembly
AUGUCAAGCGGGCCAGCCGCCGGUCAGAACCUUAAGAAGCUUGGGUCACUUCCAGGCGUGGAUCCCUUCGACAACUCUCUUUCAGUGCAAGAGAUCUUUGGAAACCUUUCAGGAUCAUUGCUUUUGGAUGCCAUUUUCCAGACCUACCAGAUCGGUGACAACAAGACUCGUGUUAGGUUCUUCCUGGACGAGAACUCCACUGAUGACACCGCAGUGCCAUUUGCUAGCAGGCAAGUUGGAAUAGUACGUCAUGCAUUCAAUCAGAGGCGACAUGCUGGAGUGAAACAAGCCUACAUUAAAAGCUGCAUGGCCCGGGGCAUAGUGGAGGGAGUCCGUGGAGAGUGUUGGAUAGGUGAACCAAAGCCUGAUGCGCUUGGUGUUCGUAAGGGCCCAUACCAAGCUUUGACAUACGGUUCUUUGUUGGAGUCGUUCUACACGGCUCUCAACAUGGAACCGGGGAAUCCUUUGUUGAUCCGUACCCUACAAAGAGGAUUGGAGUGUCGACUCUUUUCACACAAAGUUCCCGAGAGUGUGGCCAAAUACAUGGUCAAACUCCACAAUCGAUUCCAUCAGGGUGCUGGCGUUUCGUUCAUCGAGCUGAUACAAACAGUCCCAGAUGUGGAAUUUGGACUGGCAAAAUUCAAGAAGGACAACGGCAUCACUUGGAGCACCAAAGGGUACGAGACCAAAUGCUCACAGUGGUUGCGUGGCCAUCAAGAUUGGGGUGAAUCAUUUCCAGAGUGGUCUUUGUUUGAAAGUGCACGGAGUGCUUACAACCUGCUCAACAAACGUCUUGAGCUUUGGGACGAGUUCCAAACCGAAAUGGGUGAAUUGUGUGACUUUCACAACGCCAAGAUCAACAACAGCACAGUCUUACAGAACAUCUCGCAUUGCGCCAGCAGCAUCUUGACAAGCAUUUGGGAUGGAAUGGACGAGACAGAUCUGCAGACGCUCGUGAUGGAAUGUGAUCCACAGAUUGCGCCAGAGGAUGGUUUGGAAGUCACCACGGUGAAUUGUCAACGGGGAGUCAGACAGAAGCUGUGGGUAGAUGACAUGGUCAUGUGCAUCAAUCACGCGAUCAGCAGCGUCAAGAACAAGACCAUGUUCAAUCGCCUUGAGAACCAGGAGUUUGAAAGCUUGAAGAAAGAGCUCUUUCGAGUUGGUUUGACAUUUGCCAUCAAAGGAUCCUACUUGCUCCCAGGCACGAACGGCAAGCCUGCCAAGUUGUACCGAAAGUGGAGCUCUCUUCGUCCAGCACUGCAGACAUAUGCUGUUGCUCAGCUGGUGGAGGUUCUGAAGAGGCAGCUGAGUCAAUGCCUGGUACAUGAUAAAGCCGAAGGCGAUCAGACAGCCAUUGAGUCGUUGGUGGAUUCUGAGGUUGCAUUGUCAGAUGCAUCAGUCGCAUGGUCAACCAAGAUCAUUUCAUUUGGCCAUCAUGUUGGGAAGUGGCUUGCAUCAGAGGCCGACAAGACUGUGGCUUUGGACAACCGGGCUGUCACAUCACAUUCAACAUUUGGGCACAUGAAGGCGCAAAUGCUUAUGUCGUGUACUUGCUCACACUCAAGCGGCGAUGCCUCAGCAUGUUCGCUCCAUUGCCCAUCGCCAUCACUGGCUGACAUUGUGUACAUCAUUUGUCAAGCAGUUCACCCUGUCUUUGGUGAUGGUUUCACAUGCUUCACCAACCUGUUGAUUGAGAAGACCGCCUCAGGAUGGACCACCGAGUUGUCAGAAUGCCUGAAGGGAUUGCCAUUCCAACUUGAACUUGGCCACGUGAUGGUUCUAAUGCGGAUGCGUGCCACCUAUGUAGUGCAGCUAUUGGUUUCUACUUGCGAGAAGCAUGCCACAGCUUUUCAAACAUUAUUCAAGAGACUUCGUGACCCAGAGACCCACAAGUCAUUGACAGAGCUUGACGCAUGCAUCAUCUCUGGUGCAGAAGCCUUCUGUGAGGCAUGGACAUCGGCACUUGUUGUUCUGAACAAGGACCAAGUUCUGGACAAGCAUGCCAUUCUGAAGUCGCAUGGCAUCAAAAUCUUGGAUGCAUCUUCGAUGGAAGCAGCUGAUGUUGGGAAAGGUGAAAGCACAGAUGGGACAACACAACCAUCUGACACCCUCUUUGGCGUCAACGAUCUCAUCCAGUUCACUACUUGCAGCCGUGUAUUGCCAGCUGACACCAACAUGGCGCUGAUGCAUUUGAUGCAGUUGACAUUGUUCGAACAAGCCAGGAAAACUGAGAAGCACCAUGGCAAGUCAUUGUUGGUGCACAUGUCCGACAAUGACAAGGGCAAAUCUGACAUUGAGAUUCUGUACCAAGUCCCCCAUGCAUCAUCAGUCUAUCUUUCGCCCAAAGAUGAAUCCAUCAAGCUUUGCAAGCUUCCUGCAGACUUCAAGUUGGUCUUCUUUGGAAAACCAAUUCUUCAGAUACCUUUGCUACCAGAGCAACAGCAACGAGAAGAUGAUGAUGAGGAAUCCUGGAAACGUUACGGCGGUUUGGACUUUGCUGUGCAUGCUGCUGGGUUCAAUAGCCUGAACAAUGCGGUCUUUUCGGUCGCAUGGAUGGUUCCAUGUGUGGCAGAUGAGUCGUGCGAAACAUGCUUGGAAUUUGACACCGAAACCACUCAGUUCUCUUUCACAUUUGGUGGAGAAGACCAUGGGCAGAUCAAGCUCACUUACGCGGUUCUUCGUGCUACUGAGUCAUCCAUUUGCUUUGUCAAAGAGAUCAAUGGCAACCAAUAUGCGGUCUUGAAACGAGGAUUGCUGCUUCUUGGCAAUGAUCAGUCAUCAGUUUUGCACUCUCUGAUCGUCUGA